AUGCCGCGCCCUGCCCUUCCCCCUACCCCUGGUUCCUCCACGGAUAUCAAGGGCAAGGACGGCGUUCAACAGUUAUCGUCCCUACACCUUUCCUUUGAGCUCCCUCCGCCCGCCCUACACGAUGGUGCUCGCGUCUCUCCUACAGAUGCGAAGCACACGACCCCCACACACUCUGCCUACGCACCGCCGCCCUUGAGCUCCCCCCAAGGCCCGUAUCCGUUGCAGGCCGCCGAGACUGUUAAAUCCCGCCGGAGGUCUUCCACCGCCAAAGAGACCAAGGAUACGUCAUUUGCCCUCCCGCCCCCGCCGACCAGGUCGAGGAAGAUUAUCCAAAUGAAGCCUCGCGCCCAGGAAGAGGCCGCCGAGGCCCCCUCCGCCAAGGACUCUGGAAAGUCCGGCGCCAAAGGGGCCGCCAACGCUGGCAAGUCUGCGGGCUCCGGAGCCGCGACAGACAAGGGCAAGAAGAAGCAGCCGAGCGCCACGAGCGCCGCCGGUCGCAAGAUUGCCAGGAAGACGGCCCACAGUCUUAUCGAGAGGAGGCGACGCAGCAAGAUGAACGAGGAGUUCGCCGUGCUCAAGAACAUGAUUCCCGCGUGCACGGGCGAGAUGCACAAACUGGCCAUCCUACAGGCCUCAAUCGACUAUGUCCGAUACCUCGAAGACUGCGUGUCCAAGCUCAAGGCCCAGCACGGUGAGGCGCAAAGUCGCGCCGAGUCGUCGCACAACCCGCUCCCGCCCAUCCGCGAGUUCCACCCGACGUUCCACGAGGAUCCCGCGGGGGACGUCGAGAUGACAGACUCGGACACGGCCUCGCCCCGAUUCGCAGGCAACCCUGAGCGUUCGCACCAGUCGUCGGUCUCACCGGCCCUGCACGCCCAGGACUCGCGCCACCGCCAGCACUCGUACUCGUCCGUCUCGACGGACCAGCGCCACUACAGCUACAGUGCGUCCGCCGGCGCCUCGCCCGCCUUCGGGCCCCAACACAACGGCCUCUAUUCCCAGGGCAACAUGUCGGCCUCGGGGUCGACGCUGACGAGCCCCGCCUUGAACCCCCAGAGCGACCUCGACCAGGAGGCGACGGCGGCGUUGUUGAUGCUCAACAACGAUAGGCGAGGCACAAACGCCAGUGGGCGUGGCCUGUCCGUUCGCGACCUGCUCAGCACGUGA
Purpureocillium lilacinum is the source of this 1167-nucleotide messenger RNA. RefSeq lists its product as uncharacterized. Lineage: Eukaryota; Fungi; Ascomycota; Sordariomycetes; Hypocreales; Ophiocordycipitaceae. Gene Ontology annotation, molecular function: protein dimerization activity. The record is from RefSeq and is a predicted model, not a curated record.